This is a messenger RNA of Gilbertella persicaria, 2157 nucleotides long. RefSeq names its product ras guanine nucleotide exchange factor domain-containing protein. NCBI's taxonomy places the organism in Eukaryota, Fungi, Mucoromycota, Mucoromycetes, Mucorales, Choanephoraceae. The transcript has 5 exons. Gene Ontology annotation, molecular function: guanyl-nucleotide exchange factor activity. Gene Ontology annotation, biological process: Ras protein signal transduction; positive regulation of GTPase activity. Bases 417 to 1991 code for a protein of 524 amino acids. Gene Ontology annotation, cellular component: plasma membrane. The record is from RefSeq and is a predicted model, not a curated record.
GGACGACAUAACAGACCAACUUGCUAAAACACAUUUGAUAGAACCUACUUUUUUAUUCGAAAACAAUGCUAUACUCGACAAAGAACAGACAGCAGAUUGCUUAUUGUCACUACCACCCCCUGUUCCCCCAAAAGAUGCUCAUCUAGCUAAAAGAAAAGAAACAAAGGCCAUAAUGCAGUCAAUAUCACAUUAUCCACACGAAACAUCAAGUCAUAAAAAGAGAAGGGUCACAGAAACAACGACCAAUAGUGGCUUCUUUCAUAAACAAAGUAAACAAAGGCCUCCUAUACCUCCUCGAAGAAGCAGUAUGCCUUUACCCUUACCGCCUAAAGAGACAGAGAUACCUAGCAUGCCACUCAACGCAAAGAAAAAUGCACAAUAUUAUCGUCAAAAACCUUCUAAACCUGUAUUUUUAGAUGAAAGGUAAGUUUCCAGCAUGUGUGUGUGUGUUUUUUUUUAUCGUUGACUUGUGUUUGUGCAGUUCAUGGAGUCAUUUCUUGGGUAUUCAAAGAAAGGAGCAUAAUGAGACAAUAAAGCGAGCCAUUCUAGGCAGAUCAUUGGGAGUACCAGGCUUGUCUAAAAAGGUCGAUAAAUCAGACAGCAAACUGCUUAAAAUGACAGAAGAUGGGGAUGUAGUUUUAUUGUACGAAAUCAUACAAGGAAAACUUCAAGUGGUUGCUGGCACACCAGAGAAACUGUUUGAAAAAUUGGCUGAUGAAUCAGUCCAAGACAUGAAUUAUGUAGAUACUUAUCUGUCAAAUCAUCGCAGCUUUAUAACUUCUAUAGACCUGCUUGAUCAACUAAUAAGUCGUUUUUAUCUAACGCCUUUGCCAGGCGAAUACGAGUAUUUUUCCAAAUGGCAAACCUCUAUUCAGACAAAAGUAUUGAAUGUCAUUCAUCAAUGGAUCACAAUUCAAUAUCAAGACUUUAAAUGCAAUACAGAACUUGAAAGAAAGCUUCAUUCAUUUCUCUGCAGUAGUUCGCUCAAAAAGUACUCACAUCAAGUGGAAAAAAUAGAGGAACACAUGAAUCAGGGUCGCAAUACAGAUGCAGGGUUCUUGCCUUUUGAUUCUAUAGAUAACAAAGAAACAGUUUUGCCUAUGGGUACACCUCAGCCUACCUCACGUCGUCCAUCCAACAGUUUAUUUAACUUUAGUACUUUGUCUUCAUUACCUAUUCAACUUAUGGACUCUUCCUUCAUUCACCAAGAUGUACAAAAUUACUUUAUUACGCCUUUGUCUUCCUUUGUCUCUCUUGAAUCCAAAGACAUUGCACGGUAUUUAACGUUGGCUGAUUUCUAUCUGUUCAAAUCAAUUCUUGUGAAUGGAUUUAUGAGCGAUCAUUUGCCCAAGCACCCAACCGAGAUAGAUCAUGUACAACUGAUGACCAAACGAGCCAAUAUGUUGGGUCAUUGGGUAGUGCAUGAAAUCUGUAGUUUGACCUAUUUGAAGCCUAAGAGAACACUGCUUCGAAAGUUCAUAGAAAUAGCUAAAUUAUGUUUUGAAUUGAACAACUUCCAUACCUGUAUGGUCAUCACAAUGGGACUCGCCAGUGCACCCAAACUCAAAGAGACAUGGGAAUCCUUAUCCAGUAGGGAUACGAACACUUUUGCUUCGCUCCAGAAACUAUUGGAUGUGACUAUGAAUAUGCGAUAUUAUAGACAAAAGACACAACAAGCCAAAUCGCCUGCUAUUCCAUUCCUGCCCGUUGUUCUUAAAGACUAUACUUUUCUGAAUGAAAACUCAACAUUUCUGAAUGCCCAUCCUAACCUGAUCAAUUUUACCAAAUUUACACUACUCAAGCAAUUCACAGACAAGACAGCGGAUCUGCUGAAUGAGCCUUAUUGGUUUUCCAACAAACUGACUGUCUAUCCCUUUUUUGAUAAAAAACAAAGCCAUGGUGAGACCGGAUCCUUGAAUAGUAUUGCAGACUGGAUAGAGACCCGUUUAAGUCAAGUGCAAGAUUGCUAUUUACAGUGUGAUUUAUUAUAAAGAACUUAAUUACCAAAUGUAAAAGGAUCGCCUUUUCUUAAUUUCGACUUUUUGCUCGGUAAAACAUAGUUAAUAGGUUUGAUUGUGCAGCUACGUUUUUGACUCAAAACAACUGGAGAAGAAGGCUCAUUUAUAUUGGGUAUCGUUUUUUUCUGUUUUCGAGUCU